AUGAAAAUUUUCAUUAUUUUCUAUCUGAUCUAGAUAUUUACUUUUUAAACAUAAGCCAUUCAUUUGUGUGAAAAAGAGGAUGCAAACAAAUAGUGCACAAAUUGUGUGCCUAAUUCUAAAUUAGAAAAUGGAAUAUGUAAAUGCUUAGAUGGGUAUGUUACACAUGAGAAAGUAAAUAAAUGCUAUCGUAUAAAUAUCAUGUAAUAAUAAAAUAGCUUGUUUACCUAAUUGUAAAGAGUGUAAUCCAUUUUAAUUAGAUUAAUGUGAAAAAUGUUUUGGUGAGAAUAAUAAUCGUACUAAUUAAUGCAUUUGUAAUUAAGACUUUAUCUUUUAUGCAUAAGGCUAAACCUGCAUUCCUUGUAUAAAUAUUUUUAAAAUUUUAGCAAAUAAGAACUUAGAUUUAUACCAUCUUAACUUUCUAAUUUAAUAGAAGACAUUUGAAAAAUCUCGAUUUGAUUUUUGUUAAAAUACUUCAUAAUUUGCAUAAAUUGAUUCUCUAUAUUUAUUGUAAAAAAAUAAUACCACUGAAACUUUAGAUAAAAAUUUUACAAAAUUGAAUAAUCAAAUUUAAGUGGCAUUUAAGUCAAGUAAUGAAACAUUGGUAUUCAACAAAUAUCUCAAUGAAAAGAUAAAAUUAAAAAACUCUAUCAUAAAAGAUGAGAAUGAAAUUAUUUUCGAAAUUAAUUCCGCUUUCGGAUUUAGUGAUUUUGUAGGAAAUAAGGACGACUAAAAUCUAAUUCUAAUAAUUGAAAUGAAAAAUAUCAUUACAAAUAGCUAUUAUUUCUUGUUGAUGUAAUGCUAAUCAUAAAAGAAUCAAUCUAUAGAAGAAUAAAAAUUUUCAGAAAAUAAUGUCAAUCAGAUAGUUGAUACCUAUUUUAAUUUAUUCUAUUAAUGUCCUUCUAAUUGUGUCAAAUGCAAAUUUGAAAAUUUAGAGACAGAAUUGAAUGUAUAAUGUUAAAAAUGCAUUAAUGGAAUGAAAAUAUAGGAUGGCAAAUGCAUUUAUGAGAGUAAAUUGAUUAAAAUGAUGGAAAUAAAAGAGAAUAAUGAUGAAAAAGAUGAAAAAAAAAAGAUUGGCUGUGAUUCUAACACAUAUUUAAAAGAUGAUAAUUAUUGCACAUUAUGCAAUAUCUAAAAUUGUUUAAUUUGCGAAACCGAAACAAAAUGUAAAACAUGUGAAUAGGAAGAUAAAUUUUAUCUCAAAGAAGAUAAAUGCUAAUGCAAGAAGGAUGAGGAUUGUUAAAUUAAUUAACCAGUCAUCAAAAACUGUAAAUAUUUUAAAGAUAAUAUUUGUUGGGAAUGUGAGUAAAAUUAUUAUCUAUAUAAAAAUUAAUGUUAUCAAAUGCUAUCAAAUGAAAAUUUAAUAUGCAUUAAAGAAGAGAAGUGUGUUAAUUGUUUAAAUAUGAAAAAAAUUGAUAAUUUAUCCUUAAUUCAAGAUAAAAAUCAUUUUGAAUGUAAAUGUAAAGAUAGAUAUUUCAUCGAUUAUUAAUUAUUAUAAUGUAAGUAAUGUGAUAAAAACUGCAAAAAUUGUGCCGAUAGAUCUAAUAAAUGUAUAAACUGUAAGGAUGGGUUAUAUUUAGAAAAUCAAAAAUGCAAAUAAUGCCCAGAAACCUGUCGCUAAUGUGAUUCAAUGGAUAAAUGUAAAAAUUGUUAGGAUGGUUACUACUUAGAUGAAUCUAAUUCACAAUGCAAACAAUGCAAUAUUAAGGAAUUCGGUGUUGAUAAUGAUUAAAAUGUUUGUGAAAAAUGCUUAAGUGAAUAAGUAUGUGAAAAAGCCAAAGAAGGAUAUUACAUUGAUGAAGUCGUUGUUAAGAAAUGUAAUAUAAAUAAAUGCAAAUAGUGUGAGAAAACUGAAUGUAAAUAAUGUGAACCUGAAUAUUAUGUCGAAAAAGGCUAAUGUGAUAAAUGUUCAACUGGAUGUUUAAGUUGUGAAAAGGAUUAAGAAUCAAAUUAAAUUAAAUGUUUAAAGUGUGAUUAAGGUUUUAGUCUUAGUGAUGAAAAAGUAUCAAGUUGUUAGAUAUGCCCAGAUAAUUGUUAGCAAUGUCCUAAUAAAUCUAGUUGCAACAAAUGUAAAGAUGGAUUUAAAUUAUCAUCAAGUAAAAAAUGUGUUUGUAAAGAUGAUAACCAAUAUUUUAAAGAUGGUAUAUGUUAAACAUGCAUUGCAAAUUGUGAAAAAUGUAAAUCACAAAAUUAAUGUGAGGUUUGUCAUUAAAAAUAUGAUUUAAAUGAAAAAUAAGAAUGUGUUAAAAAGAAGUGUAAAAUUACUAAUUGUGAAGAGUGUAAUGAUGAAAGUUCAUGUGAAAAAUGCACAGAUUCAAUCUUUGAUUAAGAAAAUAAAAUAUGUGGAUGCAAAAACAAUUGUGAAAAAUGUAGUCUGGAAAAUGAAAAAUAAAAAUGUUCAAGUUGUAAAUAAAAAUUUUACUUGGGAGCGGAUUUUGAAUGUAAAAGUUGCACUGAUAAAAAUUGUUAAAAUUGCGAUUAUUCUGCUUCAUUAUCAUCUGAUUAAUGUUUAAAUUGUUAAGAAGGUUACUCUCUUAAAGAAAAUAAAUGUUAUAAAUAAAAUAAUCUAUUUCCUUUGCUUUCCCUUGUAUUUAUAAUUGCUUUAAUAUAUGGAGCCUAUUACUUUAAGGAUUAAAUCUUAUCUCUUUGCGCUAAUAAAGAUUCAAGAAAUUUUUCAGGGGGUAUAGAAUUACCUGAAUAAGAAAAAAAUAAUGAUUAAAAAUUUAAUAUUUUAGAUGAUUGAUUAAUAAUGAAC
Molecule: messenger RNA, 2752 nt
Organism: Paramecium sonneborni
Lineage: Eukaryota; Ciliophora; Oligohymenophorea; Peniculida; Parameciidae
Source: the annotation of a GenBank genome assembly